This is a messenger RNA of Fundulus heteroclitus (mummichog), 4121 nucleotides long. It is a transcript of the gene trim32, whose product is annotated as tripartite motif containing 32. Lineage: Eukaryota; Metazoa; Chordata; Actinopteri; Cyprinodontiformes; Fundulidae. The record is from RefSeq and is a predicted model, not a curated record. Bases 131 to 2173 code for a protein of 680 amino acids. The transcript has 2 exons. Gene Ontology annotation, molecular function: zinc ion binding; protein binding.
CGCUUUACGUAACCAGCGGCCCUGCGUGGGAGGAGUCACCAGCACUGCAGCUCCAGCAGCGGCUCACACAGGCUGCACACCCUCUUACCUCUCAACUAUCAGACGUUGGAGGAAAGGGGAAAAGCUCAUAAUGGCGGCUGCAUCAUGCCCCUCGCUGGACCCUGACCUAAUGAGGGAGGUCCUUGAAUGCCCCAUCUGCCUGGAGACUUACAGCCAGGAUCAACUGAGACCCAAACUCCUCCAGUGUGGCCACACAGUAUGUCGGCUUUGUCUGGAGAAACUGUUGGCUAACACCAUCAACGGUGUCCGCUGCCCCUUCUGCAGCAAGGUCUCCAGGAUGAGCAGCAUCUCCCAGCUGGCGGAUAACCUCACUGUACUCAAGAUUAUAGACUGCACCUUGACCUGCAGCGCUGCUGCUGCGGCGCUAAUGUGCAAGUCCUGCGGCAACCGGCUGCCGAGACAGUUCUGCUACGACUGCACCACGGUUCUCUGUGAAGUCUGUAAAGCCGAUGGCCACCUCCAUGAAGGUCAUUCAGUUCAGCCAAUAAAGGUGGCUGCUGAGCGGCGCCGUAAAGAACUGAGUGGUAGACUGGCUGCCCUCCGUGACUUUAUGGACAAUAUUCAGAAGAAAAAGACAGCGCUUGAAAACAUUUCCAAGAGCUUGAGACAAAAGUACCGGGCGGUCCAGCAAGAAUACUCUACCGCCGAGCUUCAUCUUCAGGAGGAGCUCGGCCGAUCUCGAAGGACUUUCACAGCCUCCUUGGGAGAGGUGGAAAAGCUCAAUGCACAGGUUCUCGAGGAGCAGACCUACCUUCUUAACCUCGCAGAGGUAAAAGUAGUGUCACGCUGUGAUUAUCUGACCGUACGGGUAAGACAGAGUGAUAUUGCCUUGCUAAAGGACGACGGCGCAGGAAGCGAUGAUGAAGAACUGGACCUGAGAAGCAGUUUACCCACCCAGUUCAAGCUGCAAGAACCAACACUGGCAAGAGCAGAGCACUCUAAACCUAUAGAAGUCGGCUGUUUGACCACAAACACCUACACUGUCAAUACAGACGAUGAGAAUGGUGGGUUAGAGACUGUGCUGGACUUUAAUGCGGAGGAUGCGCCAUUAGGUGCUACAGGUGGUCCUGUUACAGUUCCAGUGGAUUUUUACCGGGAUGUCGACAUGGUUUCAGCUGUAGAAGAGGCGGUUUGCGGUUCACCAGGCAGCUUUAAAUCAAAGUCCAUGGACGCAGGCGGGGGAUCUGCCGGAGCCAGUUCCAAGCCCCCGGUCUGCCAGUUUGUAAAGAAGAUGGGCUGUAAAGGAGCCCUGCCUGGAAUGUUUAAUUUACCCGUUAGCAUUUGUGUUUCACCACAGGGUGACAUACUGGUGGCCGAUCGAGGGAACUGCCGUGUCCAGAUUUUCAACCGCAAAGGCGUCCCGCGCGAAAUCCGACGCAACGCAAGCAUCGACAACUUUGUCCUGAGCUUCUUUGGUGCAGACCUGCCUAACCUUAUCCCCCUAUCCAUAGCUGUGACUCCCCAAGGCCUGAUUGGUGUAACUGACAACUUUGAUAACUCAGUUAAAGUCUACACCAUGGAGGGGCAUUAUGUGGCCUGCCACAAAAACCAACUGAUUAAACCCUGGGGAAUUACUGCCAUGCCAUCGGGCCAGUUUGUGGUGUCAGAUGUGGAAGGGGGCAAGCUGUGGUGCCUUGCAGUGGACCGCAACGUAGGCGUGGUCAGCUACAACCGCUUGUGCUCUGCUGUCCGACCAAAGUUUGUCACAUGUGAUGCGGCAGGAACCGUGUACUUCACCCAAGGCCUGGCCCUGAACUUCGAAAAACGCCACAACGAGCCCCACCUCGAAGGGGGCUUCUCAAUCGGCUCAGUGGGCACCGACGGCCAGCUCGGCAAGCAGCUCAGCCAUUUCUUCUCCGAGUCAGAGGAUUUCCGCUGCAUCACUGGCAUGUGCGUGGACGCUAACGGCGAUUUGCUGGUGACUGACAGUGGUAGGAAGGAAAUCCUCCAGUUUCCCAAAGAAGGGGGGUUUAACAUCCUGGUUCAAGAAGGGCUAACCUGUCCCGUGGGAGUGGCCAUCACCCAGAAAGGACAGCUGCUAGUUCUUGAUUGUUGGGACCACUGUGUCAAAGUCUUCACCUAUGUUCAAAGGAGGCAUUCUUCCACUUCCUAGAAACGCUUUCUCUUCCUGUGAACUCAGGAGGUUUAGUAGGUAUGUGUGGUUGGUCCGGAUGAAAGUUUGAGAAGAAAUAAGAAACCAUAUAACUUGUCAUUUAGUGUAGCUGCAACAAAGACAAUUUUCUUUCCCAGCUUGGUUCCCGAGUGGCUUAUUAUGUAUAGUGCAAUAGCAAGUUGUCCAAGUAGAUCAUGCAAAACAAGCCAUUGGUGUUAAAGCUAUAAAGCACAAAGAGCAAAGAUUGCUCCCUAUGUUAUUAGCCUCUGUAUCCCCGUCAAGCAUGACUGUGUGACUUCCUUGAGCUCGAUUGAGAAAAAUUGAGAGAAAGGGGAAGAAAAUAUUUUCCGAUUUACUUCUGAAAUAAAGAAAACCAAGGCUGUUGGCCUGCGAUGCACUUUAUUGUUGACACGUCACUCUGCCCCAUUACUAGGUUUUAGCAGCACUAACAAUAAUUCUGCUGGUUGAAGCUGGCAGCCUUAAAGUUUUUUCAACCGUUUCAUUCAGUAAUAUUCAGGGACAAUUGAAGAUAAUUAUUUACUUCCAUAUAGAAAAUUACAUUUAGCUGCAAAAUCACAACAUGGGUGGAGAGAAUAAAGGUAUAUCUAAAAAAAAAAAAAUAGUGUAAAAGUUCAAUAUCUUUGUCACUCAUUUCAGAAAUGUAAACUCAUCUACAGGUUCGCCACAUACAGAAAUAUUUCAAGCCUUUAUUUCUUGUAAUCUUUAUUUUUAUUGCUUACAGAUACUGAAAAAAAUACAUUUUAAUCAUCAGAAAUGCCAGGCUUCUGUAGAAUCUAAAUUUUUAUGCGCUCAAUACUUGGUCGAUCUUCCUUUGCAUGAAUUAUUGCAUCGAUGCCGUGACCCUGUGGCACUGCUGGGCAUUAAUGGAAGCCCAGGUUGCUUUGAUGGCUGCCUUCAGGUCAUCUGCAUUGUCAGGUCUGGUGUCUAUAAGCUUCCUCUUGGCAAUUCUCAUUCGCUAUGGGGUUCAGGUCAGGCGGAUCUUCUGGCCAAUCAAGAACCAGCUUUGGCCGUGUGGGCAGGUGCCAAGUCCUGCUGGAAAAUAAAAUCAGCAUCUCCUCACAGCUUGUCAGCAGAGGGAAGCAUGAAGAGCUCUAUAAUUUCCUGAUGGCUGUGUUGACUGUGGACUUCAGAAACACAGUGGACCAACACCAGCAGGUGACAUGGCACCUCAAACCAUCACUGAAAUUCAAGCAGCAUGGAUUCUGUGCCUCUGUUCUCUUCCUCCAGAUUCUGACCUCCAGACCUUGAAAUUAAAACUUUACUUUUAGCUGAAAAGAGGUAUUUGGACCACUGAGCAACUGUCCAGUUAUUUGUAUCCUUAGGCCAAGUAGGACACUUCUGACUUUGUCUCUGGUUCAGGAUAGGAUUUCUUUGUGUGUAGUGGCUCUUGAUGCACUGUUACAGCCUCAGUCCACUUCUUGUAAAUCUCCCAAACGUUUUAAUGGAUUUUAUUUAUCUGACAAUUCUCCGAUGCACCGUUUCCUACCACACUUUUUCCUUUCACUUAACUUUCUAUGGAUCUGCUUGGCUAUAGCACUCUGUGAAGAACCAGCUUCUUUAGCAGUGGCACACUCUCCCGGUGGAGGGUGUCAGUGACUGUCUUCUGGACGACAGUCAAGUCAGCAGUCUUCCCCAUGAUUGAGUAGCAUUCUGACCGAGACUGAGAGGCCAUCUAGAGGCUUAGGAAACCUUUGCAGGUGUUCUGAGUUGAAUAGCUGAUUAGUAUGUGAUGCCACGACUUUCCAACAUUUAAAAUCUUCACAAUAUUCAAAGGUUCUGAGACACUGCAUUUUGGGUUUUCAUUUCCUGUGAGCCAUAGUCAUCAACAUUACAUGAAAUAAAGGCUGGACAUAGGUUUAUAUGUAAUCAAUCUUUAAAAUAUGGGUUUCACUUUCUAAAAUGAUUGAUAAAAAAGUGUUUAACUUUU